Messenger RNA from Ricinus communis (castor bean), 1409 nucleotides. RefSeq names its product transmembrane protein 184 homolog DDB_G0279555. The transcript has 5 exons. Bases 189 to 1073 code for a protein of 294 amino acids. Gene Ontology annotation, molecular function: transporter activity. NCBI's taxonomy places the organism in Eukaryota, Viridiplantae, Streptophyta, Magnoliopsida, Malpighiales, Euphorbiaceae. Gene Ontology annotation, biological process: transport. The record is from RefSeq and is a predicted model, not a curated record.
AUUGAUUAAUUGGAAUUUUACUUCUGUUUAUUGAAAGUAAUAUCUCCAUUUUCAUUUCUUGCAUCCCCACCUGCGUUAGUUCCAGAAGCUAGUCUUUGAUCAAAUCAUUCUCUCUAAGUACACUCGAUCUUCUUCUAUCUCUGCCUCUUGUUGAUCUGAUUCAUACUUCUCAAACUCAGUCUUGUAUAAUGGAUAUAUCCACUUUGAAUCGUGGGCAACUCACAUUAAUGGGAUCUGCAUUCUGUACAAUGCUUAGUAUGCAUUUUACAGUACAGCUCCUAUCACAACAUCUAUUUUACUGGAAAAACCCAAAAGAACAAAAGGCAAUACUUAUUAUCAUCCUUAUGGCUCCCAUUUAUGCCAUCGACUCUUUUGUGGGUUUGUUGGAUAUCCGGGGUAGUAAAGCAUUCUUCAUGUUUUUGGAUUCCAUUAAGGAGUGUUAUGAGGCUUUGGUUAUUGCCAAGUUCUUGGCUUUGAUGUACAGUUACCUGAAUAUAUCCAUUAGCAAAAAUAUUGUGCCAGAUGAAAUAAAAGGAAGAGAAAUUCACCAUUCUUUCCCAAUGACACUUUUCCAGCCUCACACUGUCCGGCUGGACCAUCGUACUCUGAGGCUCCUCAAAUAUUGGACAUGGCAGUUUGUAAUCAUUCGACCAAUAUGCUCUGUCUUGAUGAUAACACUACAAAUUCUUGGCACAUACCCGACAUGGCUGAGUUGGACCUUCACCAUUAUCCUCAACAUUUCAGUUUCUCUGGCACUGUAUUCUCUGGUGGUGUUUUACCAUGUGUUUGCAAAGGAGUUGACACCACACAAGCCUCUUGCGAAGUUCUUGUGCAUUAAGGGGAUUGUCUUCUUUUGCUUUUGGCAGGGGGUGGUGCUUGACAUACUUGUGGCCAUUGGUAUAAUACGAUCUCAUCAUUUCUGGUUGGAUGUCGAGCACAUUGAGGAAGCCCUUCAGAAUGUCUUGGUAUGCCUAGAGAUGGUUGUAUUUUCUGUUCUCCAACAGUAUGCAUACCAUGUGGCGCCAUAUAGUGGAGAUAUUGAAAGAAAGAUGAAACUUAAUAAAAAUGAAUGAUAUGACCAGACAACUAAACUUUGGAGAGGACACUUUUACAUUUGCAUAUGGAAUAUUUUCUAAUUUGCUUUUCUGCUUCUGUUAAAAAGAGAAAAGGGCAGAUGCCUCCAAAUUUGCUUAGAUGCGCAGACUGACAUUUUAUAAAGAAUGGCUCCUUGUGUUGCCUAAUGGUUAGGAAGUAAGACCCGUCUGUCAUUAAGCUAUAAUACUUUGCUUGUAAUAAAAGUAUCAUAAGUUGUGACUCUUGGAUUGAUAGGAAGGGCUGGCCUUCCUUUAUGGAUGUUGUUCUUGACAAAUUUGCUCUUAUUGUAUAGCAUCGAACUCUAUUUGCUGGAA